UGUAGGAUUUGGUGUGAGAGCCACAUUAGUCAGAGCUUUCAGAGGGCUGAACGCCGCUGAUGGAAACAGAGCCCUCAUCUAUAGCACAUAAAAUUUUAACUUAAGAAGCUACAGCCGCUUUCGGAAAUUACAACAUUAUUGGACUGACAACGUGUAUGCUUAAGGCAACCUGUGCAGCUUUCAAAUAGUUUGUAGCACGACCGGGCAAUCUUUUAUUAUUUGAGUUAUAGGUAACUGCAAUUCGAAAUCGUAUUGCUUGGAAGUUGAUGCAGGUUUUCUAUAGCAUAGGCAGGGUCGCCAGUUUCACUACUGUUAAAAUCAAUGGUGUAAUUAAUCUGGUCCUGUGGAUACUAUGAAGCAAAUAGGCGCUGCAGAUAUUACGGACUCCAAGGAGUGCUUGUUGGUUCGGGACAGGAGGGAUAGCGAUAUGCGCUCCCGGGAAAGGAUGGAAGGGGAGGUGGACCGCUUGCGUACCCGGGAGAGACUGGAAGCGACUCUUGCCGGACUGGGAGAAUUGGAAUACCUGAGACAAAGACAGGAAUUGUUGGUCAGGAGUAUACUAAGUCACCAGGAAAAUUGUACGAUAACCGGGGGAGAAAAAGUAUGUGGCGCAGUGGAGAACUACUUAAGCUCCGAAGAAAAACUCUUGGAAGAAAAUAUUUUAUUGCUAAGAAAACAGUUGAACUGUCUGAGACGAAGGGAUGCCGGUUUGAUUAAUCAGCUGCAGGAGCUGGACAGACAGAUCAGUGACCUGCGACUGGACACUGAGAAGGUGUCACAUGAUCACAUGGAGACUGACAGCCGCCCCAGUUCAGGUUUUUAUGAGCUGAGCGAUGGGGCGUCGGGAUCCCUCUCAAACUCCUCCAACUCGGUCUUCAGCGAGUGUUUGUCCAGCUGCCGUUCCAGCACCUGCUUCUGCAGCCCUCUGGAUGCCUCGCUCAGCGUCUCUGAGGGCAGGCUCAGAUCUUCAGAUGACCUGUUGGUUUGUGUUGAGUGCGAGGGUCUGUGCGACGAGUCAAAUUCUGGGGCAGUCAGGAGGUCAUUCUCCGCCCCCUACUCUCCUUCUGUCGAUGGCCCUUCUGACAGUCAGUCGAAAUACCACUGUGACCUAAUCGCCAAGAACGGGAGUGACGUGUACCGCUACCCCAGCCCGCUGCACGCUGUGGCUGUCCAGAGCCCCAUAUUCUUUCAGUCUCUUGUUGGCCACUUGAAAGAUGAGGGUGUCCCACCGAAGGCUGGUGAGGCUUUGAGCGACUUGGUAAAGCCUGAGGUUCCCGUAGCAUCCCAGAGCCCCACCUGGCCAGCUUCCUGCACACCCAGCAAGAAAUUGGACAAUUACAUCUUUGGGCUACUUCAGAGGAGGGCUCAGCCUAUGAGGACCAACAAGCCGAGGACCAGUAUAAACACGGACCCUUCCAAGAGCAUUUUGAGACAAGCCAGCCUCUGUGUGCGGCAAGCCAGUGGCCAGUCGCAAGGCAAGACCCCUGAGCUCAAAACAAACUGGCCAGUGUGUUUGGCAGCUGGUGCAGUGAACAGCGGUGAUGCUGGUGUGGGGUCUCCUUUGAAACAGUGGGCAUCUGAAGUCAAAGGUGAACCUUCAGAGAAUGGGAAGACCCACAUCUUAAACUAUGUUCAGAGUGAACAUUUAAAUGACAAAGAUGUUCAGACAAACAGCCUCCCAAAACAGAAGGGGUUUGCGGCCAGUAAAGGUUUUCCAUCGUGUGCUACAUCCAAGGAUUACCAGGACCCUGGCAGCCCUCAUGUGGGCUCUUCCACAGCAGACAACUAUCCUUACUUAGAAAAGCUGGACGGCUCCAAAGUUUCACAGCAGAGAACACCAAGUCCGAAGAAAUGCCCAAAAUCCCCCCAAGCCAGUGCGCCUCCUCUGGAGGACAGGCCUACACUUGAGUUAGUUAGUUUAGGCUCCUCCUCCCAUAGUCAGGAUGAAUGUGGGCCGAUGGUCAGUGCCCAGUUCGUCCCGGCUCAGAAGCAGGCUGUGAAGCUCCGUAAAGGCAGCAAGAAUGUGAAGGUUGUGAAAGUGAAGAGCACCGCGCUGAAAUCCCGGGUUCCUGCUGAGUCUGCUCUGGAGGCGGGGCGAGAGAAGCCACGGGCCGGGUUCAGGAAGCAUCGUUUCCCUGAGGAAGCGCACAACCCACACAGAGCCUGCAGGAAAACCUCCUCCAGGGCAAAGAGAAUCCCUGCAGCCAUCCCAGAGGGGCGGGUUGUGGACAAACACCCACCUCCAUCAGCAGCCAAGAUGGCUGCCUCAAGACAUCACACGCAUGGACGUGAUUCAGUGCUCGCAAAACCAAAGUACAAGAGGAGCGACUACCAGAGGCUGAAAUCUAUAACUGAGGUCCCAUAUGAGGAGGCCAUGAGGAGAGCACGGAGGAGACAGAAAAAGGCUGUUUUGGGGCAUGUGUCUGCAAUGUACCUUCCAUCAAACAGUCAGUACACCAGCCCUUAUGCCUAUGUGGGCAGCGACUCGGAGUAUUCUGCUGAGUGUGCCUCCCUGUUCCACUCUACCAUCCUAGACACAAGUGAGGAUGAGAAAAGCAAUUACACCACCAACUGCUUUGGGGACAGUGAAUCCAGCUUCAGUGAGGCUGACUUUGUAGGGGAAAGCACCACGACCAGUGACUCUGAAGAGAGUGGGGGGGUGAACUGGCCCCAGUUUGGGCAGGCUGGACCCGUCCUCCCCCAGCAAAUGAGCUCAACACAGGCCAAGGCCUUUGUGAAGAUCAAGGCAUCACACAACCUCAAGAAGAAGAUACUUCGCUUCCGGUCAGGGUCUUUGAAACUCAUGACAACCGUGUAAGAAACUCCAUAAUGAUUCUGCCAAUUGAAUUGGCCGCUUUUCACCCAACAAGUGCCUAGUCUGGUUUCAGCAUCUGGUUAAAAUCUGUCCCUGAGACUUUUAAAAAGAAAACGAACGGGGGUGGUACAACUGGUAGGAUAUGUGCUCAGAAAACCCCCUAUACCUGCACUUUCUGACAGAUAUCACAUGUUGGGUACUGUUUCUAAAGCAUUAUCUGUGUGACACCAUUAUUUUAAUGUAUUUAGCCAUUUUUUAAUAUUUAUUGACUCCAUACUUGCAGUAGUGCGCCUAUAUGGUAUAUUAUGUAAAUACAUGUCAUUGACUUGGUUUACUUUUGUAUUAAAAUAUUUAAAGCUUAAUAUAUUUGAUUAGUCAUGGAAAGGAAAAUGAGAUGGAAUUUGACUGAUGAAUGAAGCAGAUCUUUACUUUAAGUGAAGGGGAAGAAAGCGCUUUGGAUUGACUCAGUCUAUCCAAAGGCUGCAGAGGUUUCAGAACAUCUUCAAGAUAAGCGCUGAUAACAUGGUGCUUCUGAUAUAUGUGCACAUAAUAUAUGCAUGGGAAACUGCUUUACCUGUUUAUGUUGAUGCCAAAUAGCUGUAAAUUGCAUCUGGUUGUAUAUAACAUUUCUGUAUAUUGUUAAAACUGGUGCUUUCUUUUUUAUGCUUUAAUAAAUGUCUGCUUUAAAGUUCAGAA
Messenger RNA from Anguilla rostrata (American eel), 3511 nucleotides. It is a transcript of the gene dact1, whose product is annotated as dishevelled-binding antagonist of beta-catenin 1. The coding region runs from base 353 to 2818 and encodes 821 amino acids. The record is from RefSeq and is a predicted model, not a curated record. Gene Ontology annotation, cellular component: cytoplasm. The transcript has 4 exons. Gene Ontology annotation, biological process: negative regulation of JNK cascade; negative regulation of canonical Wnt signaling pathway; regulation of Wnt signaling pathway, planar cell polarity pathway. Lineage: Eukaryota; Metazoa; Chordata; Actinopteri; Anguilliformes; Anguillidae.